Octodon degus (degu) is the source of this 2004-nucleotide messenger RNA. RefSeq names its product t-complex 11 (gene Tcp11). Bases 189 to 1781 code for a protein of 530 amino acids. Gene Ontology annotation, biological process: regulation of sperm capacitation. Gene Ontology annotation, cellular component: sperm flagellum; acrosomal vesicle. Lineage: Eukaryota; Metazoa; Chordata; Mammalia; Rodentia; Octodontidae. The transcript is spliced from 10 exons. The record is from RefSeq and is a predicted model, not a curated record.
CUGAGCACUAAGUUAGAGUGGGCCGCCCGGGCUGGCCGGAGGAGGUGAGCAAGUGGCCCGCACCUCAGUUUCCUCACCUGCCUAGCUGGCUCCAACGCUCCUCCGGGCCCUUUUCCCCCUAGAAACCGUGAAGCCCCCACCAGCCCGAGGUCCCAGCCCUUCCUCUCCAGCCCAGAUACCACCAGAGCAUGCAGGACGUCGAGGACUGUGCGGCCCCUCAGGACGCCGGCGUUGAAGAUGGCGGCUCCCGUGAGCCUGACGGGGCGGGGCUGGCCGGCGAAGCCGAGGGCAGCUCCCGGGGCCAGCCUCCGGUUCUCCCAGAGACCGUUAAAGAAGUGUCCAAGCUCAGUGACAAGAUUGGGAUGAGCCAUGAUUUUCACAUGGAGGAGGUGAUUUUACCUCCAAGCAGGUGUUCAGAAGAGAGAAUGAAAGAUUCAGCUCUUUCAAGACUCAGACCAUUCCUGAAGAAAGGCAAAAAGAAAGAAGAACUUAGACUGUAUAGCAGCUGUCCAGAAGGCAAGGUGAAGGAGACAAUGCACAAUGACUUUUGGGACCAUCUUAGAGAGCAGCUGUCAGCUACUCCUCCUGACUUCAGUUGUGCUCUUGACCUUUUGAAUGAUAUGAAAGAGAUCUUGUUGUCUCUGCUGUUACCACGCCAGAACCGCCUAAGAAGUGAGAUUGAAGCAGCGUUGGAUGCAGACUUCCUCAGGCAGGAAGCAGAACGUGGGGCCCUGGAUGUCUCUUCCCUUUCCAAGUAUAUUCUCAACAUGAUGACUCUGUUGUGUGCGCCAGUCCGAGAUGAAGCUGUACAGACUCUUGAGAACAUUGCAGACCCUGUUGGGUUAUUGAGAGGGAUCUUCCAGGUUCUGGGCCUGAUGAAAAUGGACAUGGUGAACUACACCAUUCAGAGCCUUCAGCCCCAUCUGCAGGAACAUUCUAUCCAGUAUGAGCGAGCUAAGUUCCAGGAACAACUUGACCAGCAGCCCGGUCUUCUCAAUCAUACUACCAAGUGGCUCGCCCAAGCAGCAGCAGACCUCAGCACGCCACCAACUUGCUCCGACUCUGCUGACUCCUCCGGUGUGGCUGGUCCUUCUCUGGAUGAGGCAGCCAGUGACACUGAGCCCCUCAGCCCUGCAGUAGUGUUGUCCCAAGGCUUCCUCAACCUCCUCCUGUGGGACCCUGAAAAUGAAGAGUUCCCUGAGACCCUGCAAAUGGAUAGAACCCGGUUGCGAGAGCUGGAGGCCCAGCUGCAGCAGUUGACUGUCCUGGCUUCAGUCUUGCUUGUGGCCAGCAGUUUCUCUGGCAGCGUUUUGUGUGGCUCACCUCAGUUUGUGGAUAAAAUGAAGCGUCUCACCAAGGCCCUGAUGGAGGAAUUCAAACCUAAGCCCGAGGAUGCUAUGCAGACUCUGAGUGAACAGGUAUCUCAGGAAAUCCAUCAAAGCCUCAAAAACAUGGGGCUUGCUGCUCUGAGUAGUGACAGCACAGCAUCUCUGAUAAGACAGCUCCAGAACAUUGCCAAGAAGGAGAACUGUGUCCGUACUGUCAUUGAUCAGCGGAUCCAUUUGUUUCUCAAGUGCUGUUUGCUUCUUGGUGUGCAGCGUUCUCUGUUAGAUCUUCCUGGAGGCCUCACUCUCAUCGAGCCAGAGCUGGCAGAACUGGGCCAAAAGUUCAUCAACUUGACACAUCACAAUCAGCAAGUGUUUGGCCCAUACUACACUGAGAUCCUCAAAACCCUCAUCCCCCCAGGUCAGGAGCUGAAAACAAACGUGGAGGCUCUCUGAUAGCACCUUCUGGGAGACCCUGCCACUUUGGACCCAGAAAAAAGACCUAGCAUCUUCCUGGGGUAACAUCGCCAGGGACCAGCCGUGAGCCUCAUCUGCUCCCACAGCCAGCACACCAAGGCUGCAGGGAUCAAGCCUGUAAGCACAGCUGGCCCCAACCCACUCACUAAUAAACCUCUGAACUGCAAGGAAACCUCCACUCUUACUGUGCUGCAGCUGAAAC